AUGGAUGAUUUUGAUGAUGAUCAAGAAAUGCAUAUUUAUAAUCAAUUUACAUUAGAAGAAAUGGAAGAUAUAAUCGAAUGGGUUGAUCAACAUCCUAAUUAUAAGUUUACGACUAUUAAACAUAGAUUUCGAAAAGUCAAAUUUCCCAAUUAUAUAUCAAGAUUUCGAGAAUAUAUUAAAGAGAACGGCACAAGACUUGAAAAACUCGAUCAAAUCAAGCAAUUUAUGUGGGAUGAAUUUUAUAUCAAGAGAACUAUUGAAAAAGAAGCUGUUCAUGAUACUGAUUUAGAACUUUUUGCAAUUCAAAAGGCAAGGGAAUUAAAUUGGGAUAAUUUUAAAGUCAGUGAAUCUUUUAUUACAACGUUCAAGAAAGAAAAUAAAAUUUCAUCAAGAAGAUACAAUAAACUUAUUACUCGAGUGUCUUCAAACAGAAAAGCUUGCAGUUUAGAAGGUAUGUGAAUAUAUCCGAACUCCCGGUAUAAUUCUCUUUAUGUAAACAAUGCCUGUCUUUUAGAUGCUCAAAUUUGGAUCAAAAACCAAAAAUCUUUGAUUUCGAAUUAUUCGCCUAAUCAAAUUUUAAACAGCGAUCAUUGUUCAUUCCAGAAAGAAUAUAUUUCUCCAAGAACUCUUUCUUUCACUGGUGAAAGAACAACCGAAGUUGCUGUUAAAAAGAAAAAUAAUGUGACACACUCUUAUACGAUCCAGCCUAUUACAUCAGCUGAUGGUCAAUUAUUAAACAAGUUCUUACUUAUUCUUCAAGAAACAGAAAAUGAAUUCGGUAAAAGAGUAGAAAAAGAUUUAAUCAUACCACCAAAUGUCAUAGUACGAGCUUCAAAGUCUGGUAAAAGCAGCGACGAAAAACAUCGGACUUUUUUGAAUGAAGUUCUACGUCCGUUGGUUGGUCGAAAAUUUCUUCUUUUCCUUGAUUGUUGGACAACUCAAACUGAUCUAAAAAAAUUUAGAGCAGUAUUUCCACAUCAAGACAGUCAGUUGUUAGUUUUUCCUGAAGGAUCAACUGGUCAUAUUCAACCUCAAGAUUUAUCUUUAUUUCGUUCCUGGCGAUACUUUCACAAGAAAAUCGAACAUUACGUUCAUAUCAAUCGAACAGAAAUGAACUUGAAUGAUCGCCAAUAUUUCAUAAAUAUGCAUUCCAUCAUCCACAAUCAACUAUCUGCUCCACCAUUUAAAAAUCUCAUCAAGUCUGGAUUUAUACAAGCCAAGAUAUUGAACGAAACAGUUGGUGAAAUCAACAAACCAAAGGAUGUUUGCUUUAAAUUCUAUGAUCUUUAUUGCUCAGCUAUUCAUUGUGAAGAACGAACUCUUCUAACUUGCGCUUGGUGCAAAAGACACCUUUGUUAUUAUCAUCUGAUUGAAGAUCUACAUCUUCAUCUGUGAUAGUCUAUUCUUUUUAUGUGAAAUAAAAUCAUAAACUGAUAAUCUAUAAAUUAUUGUAAGAAAUUGCCCACUUCUCUCCUACUUUUGUAUUGGUAAACUUGCAAAGAUGAUAGAUCUAGUGUGAUUCUAAUAUCAUCGAUACAUUCCGA
Rotaria sp. Silwood1 is the source of this 1544-nucleotide messenger RNA. NCBI's taxonomy places the organism in Eukaryota, Metazoa, Rotifera, Eurotatoria, Philodinida, Philodinidae. The record is from the annotation of a GenBank genome assembly.